This is a messenger RNA of Xiphias gladius (swordfish), 1573 nucleotides long. RefSeq lists its product as uncharacterized. NCBI's taxonomy places the organism in Eukaryota, Metazoa, Chordata, Actinopteri, Istiophoriformes, Xiphiidae. Bases 198 to 908 code for a protein of 236 amino acids. The record is from RefSeq and is a predicted model, not a curated record. The transcript has 6 exons.
UCAGGAGAGUCGUCCUGGCGUCCUCGACCGUGUAGAAAAAAGCUUUUUGGGCUGUUGCUCUGGAUUUUUUACGGGUGCACUGGUUAUAGUUAAAAGGCUUAAAACAAUCCUGGCUAUUUAUAAGGUUGGAGAGUUUUGUCCUUCCUUGACGGCUGAACACUGGCUGGACUUGAGGCUGCAAACGAGUAACGCUCGAUAUGCAUAUUCUUGGCGUUCUUGUGCUAAUGUUGUGUCAGCUAUCACGGGCUUUUCCUGUUCCAGUAGAUACCGUCAUAGUUCAGGUCCAGCAGUGGGGAGUGGUGGGUGCUCAGCGGGUCGAGAAGCAGGUUCUUCUCAAUGGAGUCUUUCUCACUGGCACAGGCCAGGAAUUCAGCAGCAUUAUCCAAACCAUUUUGGCUGAUGUACUCCUUCCGACUCUAAUCACUGGCAACCAGACUUCAGCGCUGAGAAACCACACUUUUCUUCGCUCUCGUGAAUGCAUACUGGAGGGGUCUCAGCUACACUGGAAUGACCGUGUUUUCUAUGAUGGAAAGGUCUAUCUGACUCUGGACCACAAUGACGCAUGGAUAGCCCAUGUACCACGAGCAUUGGCCCUCAAACUGUUGUGGGACCAGGAAGUGCAGCACACAAGGACAGAAAGGAUCCGCCUUCAGGAGGGAUGCAUCAAGCUAAUGAGGGAAUUGAAGCUUUCGCAGGGACAGUCAGUUCCAGGGAUUGCUUUGCCUCAGGUUCUGAUCCCAGUCUUGGCAGUACUGGCUUUUACCGGCUUAAUAAUAAUCAGCCUCCUCCUCUCCAAAAACCAGGGUUUGAGGCACCCUGGAGGUGUUAUUGGCUCAAUAAUACAUUACCCUAAGGACAUGACUGAAAAGGAUCCAGAAAUAAAAGACAGUGGUUAUCGUACCUUGUAAAUCAAAGCUCCAGCUGAAAUACAGGCUCAUGUUUGAACUUUCUACUGUUUCUACUGUUGAAUGUCCACUUAGUCAUUUAACUUUAAAUCACUGUAAUGAACCAGUCUGAAUUUCAGAAUACAUUAUUAUAUGCACUUUAACAUGCAUGCAUCACACUUGACACUGGUGCUUUUAUUGCGUAUAUUUUUUUCUAUUAAUGCACACACACAGAAAUUUAGGUAUGUUAACUGCCUGCAACAGUGUACAAGUUUUUUGCACAAUUAAUAACUAAGGGCAGAUGUUUUCAGCAGAUAUAUUCAACUACACAAAAUAUGUGGAAAUAUAUAAUGGAAAGAUUCUAUUUCAAGUUUAUGCAGUAUCUAAUGCAAUCUAAGACUGAGAAUGUAACAAAAUGUCUUAGUCUGUAGAUAAAGCCCUGCUGAAAUCAAGCAUUCUGUUUUGCCCUCAGACCAAUCACAGUGAAACUCUGCCAAACACUGGAUGGACUGUGUCCAUUUAUCCAAAGAGGCUGAAUGUUUUGUGUUGUUUGGUUUGAAAAACUUUCCUUAUGUUGUCAAGUUCCUGAUACUGUAUAUUGUUGUGAUUGUCUGUCAGUAUGUUGUUUCCUAUUGCGUGUUCAUUUAAAAUUUGAAGGCAUGUUUAAUUAAAGAUACUUUUAUAGCAUG